This is a messenger RNA of Apiotrichum porosum, 1437 nucleotides long. RefSeq lists its product as uncharacterized. The record is from RefSeq and is a predicted model, not a curated record. The coding region runs from base 1 to 1437 and encodes 478 amino acids. The transcript has 2 exons. NCBI's taxonomy places the organism in Eukaryota, Fungi, Basidiomycota, Tremellomycetes, Trichosporonales, Trichosporonaceae.
AUGGCACAGAACUGCUUCCCAGCUGGAGAGACAGGUGCCCUAGCGUUCAACAUUGCGUCGUUUAUUCCCCCAGCCGUCUACAUGACCCUCACCAAACUAUGGAUCUCGGGAAUCGAUCCAGCCAUGGUCGCCACGUCGGAAGCCUGGACAUACAUUGGCGUGGCCGCCGAAGUCAUCAACGAGGGUCUGCCUCGUGCGGCGUACAAGGUCAUUGGUGACAGGGCGAGACUCUCGCAUCCCCAGCGAGUAACCACGGCGUUCACGAUGAUCGCGGUCCAGUGCGUUCUGGGCGCCAUCUUGAGCAUCAUCAUUGCCGGCGCCGCCAAGGAGUUUGCAGCCAGCUUCGUACCAGCAAACGUCUGGCUUCGCAGUGUCAAAUACGUUCGCAUAUCGGCCUUUUCAUCCCUCUUCUCGGCACUAGAGGUUGCAGUCUCGACAUCGACACGAGCGCUUGAUUGCCCAGACGUUCCACUCGCGAUUGCCACCGCCACGACGGCCCUCAAUAUCCUCCUCGAUGUACUCCUCGUCAGCAAGUAUAGGGUAUACAAGAACGCGGACGUCACUACACAGGCUGCCAUCCGCCUCGCUUGUGAUGGGGCCGGUGCGAUGGUCGGACUGGUCUACUUUACCUCCCUCAUGCUCUGGAAGAAGAGUCCGGACAUGCGCCGCUGGCUCGUUCGUCCACAUUUCAGUGCGUUGCGGAGCAUCAUUGUCCCCGGAUCUUACACGUUUAUCGAGUCGGCUAUCCGCAACGCCUUCUAUCUCUGGCUGGUGCAUGGUAUUGUUUCACUCGGCAACGACUAUGCCACUGCCUGGGCAAUCUUCAACACUAUCCGGUGGGGACUCGUCAUGGUCCCCGUGUACGCUCUGGAGGCGACUUCUGCCACCUUUGUGGGCCAUGCGUGGGGUGCGUUCCGCCAACGCACGGCCGACGGGAGUCUGGUCACAAAGGCCAACGUUUGGCUCAUCUGCCGCCCAGCAAUGGUGUCGGUCGCGAUCGCCCUGGUCGUAGAGGUGCCGCUGUGCAUAGGCAUGUCCCUGGCGGGGACGUACCCGUUUGCACUCUACCUCUCGCAAUCCCCAGCCGUCGCUACCAUCACGGCACACAUGUGGCGCACGAUUGAUUGGUGCUACAUCCUCUACGCCGCCACCACUCAACUGGCUGCCAUCCUCUUGGCAACCAAGCCACAAUGGUAUCUGGGCCAAAGUCUGGCGUCCAAUCUCCUUUGGGUCAUGCCAUGGGCGAUCGUGGUUCAGGUCCACGGUCUGAAAAGUGGUGAUCCAUGGAUGUGGCAUGCGAUCGUGUUUGGAGGGAGUAUGGUGUUCAGUUUUGUGGUCGUCCUGAUCGUACUCGUGUUCUGGGGCUGGAGGGUAUGGCGGACAAAGUGGGACACGGCCCCCCGACCCAUCAUGGUCCAGCCAACGUAUCAGUUGUAG